Molecule: messenger RNA, 4741 nt
Organism: Diorhabda sublineata
Lineage: Eukaryota; Metazoa; Arthropoda; Insecta; Coleoptera; Chrysomelidae
Gene: Myd88
Product: myeloid differentiation primary response protein MyD88
Exons: 6
Coding region: 162-1373 (403 amino acids)
Biological process (GO): innate immune response; Toll signaling pathway; MyD88-dependent toll-like receptor signaling pathway
Cellular component (GO): plasma membrane
Molecular function (GO): Toll-like receptor binding; TIR domain binding
Source: RefSeq, a predicted model, not a curated record
CAGUCAACCAUCGAUCAAAUGUCAAUUAGUAGAUAUAUACAUUAGCAGUUGUCAAAAUUACAAUAUUUUUUGUUAAUCGUCUAUUUUUCUCAAGCGAAAUGAAAAAACAUUUACUUUUAGCGUAGUACACUAUAUUAUUCCAAUAAAUUUGUGAUACCACGAUGACCAACAUACCAAUUCGAUGUUUAAGAAAAGAAACCAGGGACUUGAUAUCUGCUCUAUUAAACCCUAAAAAAAUAAUACCAAACGAGACAGGUCUAUCACGUGAUUGGUAUGGUCUUGCUGAACUAUGCGGUAUAGGGGGUGAGAAAAUACCAAACAUUGAACGAAACAACGAUCCGACAAAGAAAGUUUUAGAAUUGUGGUCUGAAAAGAAUGGGGAUGAAAGUACCACUGCCAAAUUAAUAUCAUACUUGGAAACUCUAGAUAGAUUUGAUGUUAUUGACGAUGUAAAGUUAUUAAUAGAGGAAGAUGCAGAAUAUUACACACAACAUCCUGAGGGUUUUACAGUUUCUAGAGUAGAAAUAGAUGACAAAGAUAUAAUAACUUUUGAUGAUUAUGAGCGUAAAACAGCAGGGCUUCCACCGCAAACUUACGACGCUUUUGUUUUGUUUGAUGAUGAUGAUAUAGGUUUCGCUACAGACAUUAUUCAAACUUUGGAAGGUCAAUAUAGUUUGAAAUUGUGCGUCAAAGAUAGAGACGUACUAGGAGGAGAAUCAAACUAUGAUUCUGUGAUUAGGUUGAUUUCUACUAGGUGCAACAGAGUAGUAGUUGUAGUCUCUCCUUCAUUUUUGGGGAGUCCUUCGAAUAAAUAUUUUUAUACUUUGGCUCAAAUGGAUGGAAUUGAACGAGAAGAGAGAAAAAUAAUACCUUGUAUAUAUAAAGAUUAUCCUGAUAUGCCUUUGCAGAUAAAAGCAUAUCACGUUCUCAAUUAUACUAGAUUACAAUCGGCUUUCGGAAAUUUUUGGGAACAACUCUAUAAAUCAGUCAAAGUUGCUAAAACUUCGUCCACGAAAUCGAACAUGAUAUCUCAAAAAGAAACCAAAGAAGUGCCCAAAAAAACUACCGAAUCAAUGAAACUAUCGAAUCACGUAAAAUUCGAUAGCGAACAGACUAAACAUAUCGAAACAAAACUAUCUACAGUAGAAAUUCCAAUAUCCUCUCCGCCGAUUCCGUCCUCGAAUGAAAAAUUAGAAACGUGCCAAAAGGAAUUGAAAAAGAAAAAUUCUUUAUAUCAAAAAUUCCGAAAAAUCCUCAACCAAAAAACUGAUAAGCAGAAAAGCGUGGAAGAAGUACCAACAAUUAAUGGAACGAUGAAGAAGAAAAAACGAUUUUUCAAAUCGAAUAAAUUGAAAAUCGCAGUAGCGAAUUGAUGUAAGUGCAAAAAAAUAUACAUAUCAAAUAUUUUUAUGACAUUUUAUCACAGUUAUAUAUUAUAAAGAGAUUUUCUAGCAAAUUUAUAUAAUUUUUUUCAAUUUCUUAUCGUUUCCUCUUGACUUUAGGUACAAUUAAUUUCCUUUCACUUUCAAAUAUCCUCCAUUGAAUUUAUUUUCUAUAAAAUAUGUCGAUUUGACAGGUUGUUUUCUCUUGUAUACUGUUCUCGCUUAUCUUUUGUGUUUUAUUUAUUUAUUUCAUUUAACACUCUGACUGCCAACGUACUGAAUUUUGGUUUUUUUAUUAUUUUUGGUCAAUUGUUUAUGACUGACUAAUUGAUAUGGUUAAUUUUGCGUCCUCAGUCUUUUCGGACUGGAAAUACAUCAUUUGGAAAUUACGAAAAAUUUUUUAUUAGAAAUCUUUUACAUUGUUAAAAAGUAAUUUAUGAGCUAAUUUUUAAUUUGUUGAAGGUUUUUCAUUAAUCACUAUAUCGUGCGUAUAAUUGCGAAUAAUUGUAUGUCAAAAAGGUCAUUUUUCGGGAGAGCAAAAACAUUUAAUAAUCUGUUACUUUUUCAUUUUAUUUAUAUAGUAUUAAGGGUUCUAUUCUAUAAACAAUGGUUAUAUUUAACCACAUUGUAUAAUAGGGUGUCCAUUAUUUCCCAAAUUGAAUUUUGUUCUGCAAACGCCCCUCAAAUUUCUAGGUAAUCACCUAAAAAAAAUAUCAGACCUAAACCAGCCCUUAAUAUUCACACAAAUCGUGCCUAAAUCAUUUACCAAUUAAAUAAAAUGAGAUUUUUGUACUUUUUGCAGUUUUUUUCCAUUUAAACAAAUGUAGUUAAAACUAUUUCAACAGCUAUUUCUUGUAGGAAAUUUAACGCUCUACGAAAAAGAUCAGAAUGUUUUUUUUAAUAGAAUUUAGCUUUUAAAAGUUAUUCAACGAUAAAGUUGUAUUCAUGGUUAAAUUCAUAGUUUUCCUAUUUUUUAUUUACUAUCGCUAUUAGUUUGAAAUAAAAUUAUGGAGUAACUCCAAUAGCUCGAUUCUGAAAAUUUUUUUCGUCUUUAUAUACAAUUUUGAAGUUUUCAUUAAAAUUUACACUUUGAUUUUUCGAAAAAUGUAACACAGUUUAAAAGGCACAAAUUUAUGUUCAAAUUGGCACGAUUCUAAAAUUCCUCCAAUAUGGAAGAAAAAAACUACGAGGGAGUUGAUGAAUCAGAUGAAAGUCUGGAUGAAAAACUAACACAGACUAGAAGUAAUAUGAAGAUAAUGAUGGUCUUUAAGAUUAGAGACCAAGUCAUCUUUGUCAGUAACAUGGCAGUCAGAGUGUCAAAUCCCUUUGGAAACUUUUUCAAAUUUUUUUCUCUUCAUUUUGGUUUUUUCUUUAUCAAAUUCCAUAAUUCGUUCAAAUUUUUUUCCGUUGUUUACGAGGGGUAAUCUAAAAUAUAUCACUCUAAUGUUCAAUUUUUGCAAAAUAUUUUAUACGAAAUUAUUUUUUUUUUGUAUAUAAAAAUUUUGCUUGGUUUGAUUACACUAUUUUCUUGUCUAAAAAAAAGUAUUUAGUACUGGGAACCCAUACAUGUUUUUAAGCAAAAUUAAUGAUUUAUUCAGUUUUUCUUUUGCAAAUUUUUAGUUAAUUAAAAAAUUUGUAUGGAAAAAUUGAAUAAAAAUCGGAACAUUCAAUAUUAAAAAUAUAUAUUUGUGACAGCAAAAAACUUGAUCACCAAUUUGGUUUUUUUGUUUCUCUCGCCAUCGAAUUUUACCAUAAAUUUCCUAUACAUGGUUACAUCUCUAUAAAGGAGAUUCCAAAAUAGUCAAGGGGUUUUCCAAAAGAAGUCAAAAGCUCUCUACGGCUAGUUUAUUUACAAAAUUAACAGUUUUCACUUUUUCUUAUGAAAACUAUUGAUUUUAAUUCAUGAGUUUUCUUCAAAUGUCAGUUAAAUAAAAAAAUUUUCCACCAACGAAGGAAUAAUUAGAAAAAAUUCUAUUAACAUUAAGUUUCAAUCGUCAUUUUUUAGUUUUCUUUAAUUCGUGAUACAGGGGGGAUUCCAAAAUUAAGCAAAAAGUUGCUGUUUCCAAAUUUCUAUGUUUUAUUUAUAUUUAUUUAAUGCCCUUCGGUUUCAGUUACAUGUGAGCUUUCAAAGUUAUAUUGUAUCGAUUUACUUUCAAAAUUAAAUCUGCCCAGUUAUUUUUUGUAAAAAAUGGAUAAUUCAAUACUUGAUAAACAUUUUUUUCAAAAAUUUUCAUUCAAUUGAAAAGCUUGAUCAAACAUAUUAUUAAAAUAUAUAGAAAUUGAUUAAAAUCGCAUAAUACAGAUAAAAAAAUCUAAUAAUUCCACGUUUAUCAUUUUUUUAACAUUGAUUUUCGAUUUGUGAUACGCGGGGGCUGCCAAAAGUCCAUAGGAGCUUGUAGUAUAAAAGGGUUGUGACAAUUCCAAUAUUUAGUUUAAUUUUUUUCAACAAACCGCAGUUAAUUAAAAAAAUGUAGUUAUCCACAAAUUUGAAGGUGAAUAGUAAUUUUUUGGGCAAAAUUUAUUUUUCAGAAAUUUUCGGUCAAUUAAAAAUGUGUUCAAAAAUACUAACUAAGUAUUUCAAAAAUAGAUAGAAAUUAAUAUAAAAUGGAAUCGAUUUGGUAGCAAAAAAUUUGAUUAAGGAACAUUUUUUUAACUUUAUCAAGUUCUCUGUGAUUUCUGAUACAAGGGGAUGUCAGAAAUUAGUCAUAUACUCUUUAAUACCAGUUUAACAGUUUCCCCACAAAUUUUUUUACUCCAAAUUCUUUCCAAAAAAAUAAAAUAAAAAGUUACAUAUAAACAGAAUAGAUCUUGAAACUAUUUUGAUAAUUUUUAUUAUUGAAUAAUAGUUUUUGAUGUACACAAAUAAAUCAAAAUAUCAACUUUUGUUACAAAUUAAAAAAUAUCAUCUAUUCAUUAACGUAGUAGCUUGAAUUAUACAGGGGGUAUCAUAAUUAUUGAAAAUUAAUUAAACUUUUUUAAAAAUAUUGAAACACUUUUUACAUCGUUGAGAUUAUUUUGAAAUUGGAAUAAAAUACAGGUUGUUUCGUUUGAUUAUUGUAGAAAAUGCUUUUUAUAGGAAUAGUUUGCUACAAAAGUUGAUAAAAAAUAUUAUUUGAAAUUGAUUAUAUUUUUAUAAAUAUUAUUUUUUAUAUUUAUGAUAUCCACUAGUCAUUAAUUUAAAAUUAUGGAGUUGUAUCACCGUAUUUUUGAAAAAAAAGGAAAAUAGAAAAAACGUGCCCUCAUUUAAAAUUUUUUUAAUGUAAGUACAAAAUUAAAAUGUUUCAUAUAGGUAUGGUUACACGAUAUUUUAUGAAGUAAUUUGUUUAUAAAUUUUUGAACAAAAAUAUAUUUUCAAAAUA